AAAUACCUUAAUGAAAAUUUAGAAUACGAGAAACAAAAAGAAAAGGAAAUGGUUUAUUACAGAGCCAUUGUGAUGCUUGCUGAGAAACUGGUCACAAUAAGUAAAAAAGAGAAAUUGGCCACAACAAGUCAAAAAGAGAAACCUUCGAAUUUUGAAAAGAAACUUUAUAAGGAAAUUACCAAGCACAAUAAAAAGGAAGUUAAACUUGAAGAUAUUCUUAAAAAUAUUAAGGAAGACGAGAAUAAUCUCAUUAAGUUUGCCAAUAAUUUUGAAGACAAAAUAAAAAACAAGGAUACUGCUGACGGAAUUUCAGAUGAAAUCAAGAAUAGCGAUAUAUAUAAAAAAUAUAAAACAUAUAAAACAGAAAAUGAUGAUGAAGCAAUGCAACUCGUCAAAAAAAUUCUUUACAAGGAUUGUGAUUUUAAUCUUUUUCAAAAAUUGGUAUUUAGAACAAAAAGUGAACUUUGGUUUAAGAUAGAAGAUAUAAAAUUAACUCAAAGACAUAAUCAUGAAAUCAGGCGUCUCUUAUGUGGAUUGGAACAUGAUCUCACCGACAUUAUCAUAGAAGGUGACGAAAGAAAUCAAGAGCUUAAACAUCAAAGGACAACAAACACCGGAAGUCAAGGGACAACAAACACCGGAAGUCAAGGGACAAACACCGGAAGUCAAGGGACAACAAACACCGGAAGUCAAGGGACAAACACCGGAAGUCAAGGGACAAACACCGGAAGUCAAGGGACCAACUCCGGAAGUCAAGGGACCAACUCCGGAAGUCAAGGGACAAACUCCGGAAGUCAAGGGAUAAACACCGGAAGUCAAGAACAAACAUCUGAA
Messenger RNA from Racocetra fulgida, 834 nucleotides. NCBI's taxonomy places the organism in Eukaryota, Fungi, Glomeromycota, Glomeromycetes, Diversisporales, Gigasporaceae. The record is from the annotation of a GenBank genome assembly.